Gossypium raimondii (Peruvian cotton) is the source of this 532-nucleotide messenger RNA. RefSeq lists its product as uncharacterized. The record is from RefSeq and is a predicted model, not a curated record. NCBI's taxonomy places the organism in Eukaryota, Viridiplantae, Streptophyta, Magnoliopsida, Malvales, Malvaceae. The transcript is spliced from 2 exons. Bases 182 to 394 code for a protein of 70 amino acids.
CAGCUGGAGUUUGGGAGCAUGAAAACCAAUGGCAAGGCCAUUGCUAUCCACACUCUUCUUUUCUUUGCCAUCUAUGCUGUUUUGAUUGUGGCCCUCCACAUCCAUAUCUAUACUGGCUGAAUCUGACCCUGAUGCUACUCCCCCACCGAAGAGAUAUUGUGCAGGAAACAAAGGAAGAGGGAUGUCGGGAGAUUGGGGGCCAGUAGUGGUGGCAGUGGUGCUGUUUGUGUUGUGUUCACCAGGGUUGCUGUUUCAGCUGCCUGGAAACAAAAGAGCAGUGGAAUUUGCUAACUUCCAGACGAGUCCAAUCUCCAUUUUUGUUCAUACCAUCAUAUUCUUUGGGCUAGUCACUAUCUUUGUGAUUGCUAUUGGCAUUCACAUUUAUUCAGGGUAGAAUAAUAAACUAUCCCCUCUUCUUCCAUUUCCAUGCUGCUUGUUCCAUUUUAAGACUUUCAUAAAGGGAUUCUUAUUAGUCUUCGAAACUGCCUACAUAAUUUUUACUUUCAAGAGAUAUCAAACAAUGCUUGCAUUA